Molecule: messenger RNA, 2407 nt
Organism: Salmo salar (Atlantic salmon)
Lineage: Eukaryota; Metazoa; Chordata; Actinopteri; Salmoniformes; Salmonidae
Product: zinc transporter 7
Biological process (GO): zinc ion import into Golgi lumen; intracellular zinc ion homeostasis
Cellular component (GO): Golgi apparatus; cytoplasmic vesicle; membrane
Molecular function (GO): zinc ion transmembrane transporter activity
Source: RefSeq, a predicted model, not a curated record
UAUUUUAGAUAUGUCUCAAAACCUAUCCACCUUAUUAUUGUAUUUGACCUGUGCCAUACUUGCUUUAGGCAGGCAGUAUGGUUUCUAGUAAAACAUGUUUGGCAGCGCGAGUGGCCUCUGUUGACCGGAUGCAUGUCUCAUCUCCUGCUUGAAGGAACUGAGUUGGUGGUUGCAGCACAAACCAACAGUCGCUAGCUAGCCACAAUCUGGGACUGCUAAAAUGUUACCAUUAUCUAUAAAAGACGACGAGUACAAGCCAGCCAAAUUCAACCUCCUUGCCAAAAUUUCAGGAUGGUUCAGAUCAAUCCUAUCUGAUACAACAUCACGCAAUUUGUUUUUCUUUCUCUGUCUGAAUCUGUCCUUUGCUUUUGUGGAAUUAUCGUACGGCAUAUGGAGUAACAGUUUAGGCUUGAUAUCAGAUUCCUUUCACAUGUUCUUCGACUGCACUGCACUUUUAGCCGGACUUGCAGCCUCCGUGAUCUCCAGGUGGAGGUCGAAUGACUCCUUCUCAUAUGGGUAUGUGAGGGCAGAGGUAUUGGCAGGGUUUGUGAAUGGCCUGUUCCUCAUCUUUACUGCCUUCUUCAUUUUCUCAGAAGGUGUAGAGAGGGCUUUGGAGCCGCCACACGUGAAUCACGAUCGCCUGCUACCAGUGUCCGUCGCUGGACUGCUGGUUAACCUGGUUGGCAUCUUUGUGUUCCAGCACGGGGGCCACGGCCACUCUCACGGCGGGGAUGAAGGUCAUGGCCACAGCCACUCUUUGUUCAAUGGCAGUACGGGUCACGGACACAGCCAUGGGGGGCAUGGGCAUGAGUCCAAACACGGAGAUGGGCACGGGCACAGCCACGGAGAUGGGCACGGGCACAGCCACGGAGAUGGGCACGGGCACAGCCACGGAGAUGGGCACGGGCACUCCCACGAUGACCCCCACUGCCAUGAUGAACUGCACACACCAGGCAAGGGCUCCAGCAAACAGAUUUUGCAAGGAGUGUUUUUACAUAUUGUAGCCGACACUCUGGGCAGCGUUGGAGUGAUCAUCUCAGCCAUCCUGAUGCAGAAGUAUGACCUGAUGAUCGCUGACCCCAUCUGCUCCAUGUGCAUCUCCAUUCUGAUCGGAGUCAGUGUGGUGCCCUUGCUCAGGGAGUCCAUUGGGAUUCUGAUGCAGCGAACUCCGCCUUCUCUGGACAACGCCCUGCCAGAGUGCUACCAGAGGGUGCAGCAGUUACAGGGUGUGUACAACCUGCAGGAGCCUCACUUCUGGACCCUAUGCACAGAUGUCUACAUCGGCACACUCAAGCUGCUAAUCGCACCCGAUGCUGAUGGCAAAUGGAUUCUUAGCCAAACGCAUAACAUUUUCACACAGGCUGGAAUACGGCAACUGUAUGUCCAGAUUGAAGUGGCAGCGAUGUAGGGGGACUCGUUCCUCUCUAUGUCCCCGGGAGUCCUGGGACCAAAGCCCUCUGUGCUGCUGUGGGGGUUCCUCCCCACCAUGUUCCCCCCACAUCUCUCUGGGUCUCAAAGUUUACAUCCCAAACCAAGGACCAAGACGGAAGCAGCUAUAGGACAAGUACACUGACUUUUGGGGGGAAACAAAAAAACGAUGGAAACCAAAACUUGCCAAUUAUGCGACGUCUGCGAGGAAAACAAGAACUUUGCUUCAGACACAGCACACCCACACACACACUUCAACCCAUUCUACUGUUUAGGACGUUUCUUUGUCUUAAUAAUGUCUGAGAACUCACGGGCCAUACUGUAUGUCUUGGUUAGAUCCUUUUUUCCAUUGAGAUGGGGUUUUAAUUAAACUAUUGUCUGAUAGGAGUUUAAGUACACUUCAAUGGAUGUUUUGUGUUAAGCCCUGCAAUCAUGUAAGAUCCAUCAAUAAUCAACGUUUGUACAUCUAUCAUACCAGUCCCACAUAAUUAACUAGGGGGCAUAUUCCGUUUGGCCAUUUAGUUGCACUUUGCACACUUGAGCCAUUCAACUGUCAUUCUGGGUUUCUUAAGUGCCUUUUGAAUCAAAUAAUGGACAAUCAGUCAUAUCCUCAUGUGAGAAGCCAUUCGUUUACGUAUGUGCGACUGGAAUCAUCAUGUCCUUCAAGACCCGGAGGGAAUCAGAUGGCGACAUGGGUCUUAUUCCAACUCUUUGGUUCCAUCUUUGAUCGAACAUCCUUGUCAGGGUAAUAUUUCCUAAGGGAAAGUAAGAAUUCCUCUUGACCACGCUUGACAUAAUUCCCUGGACGGCACACAGCAGCUUUAUUUGAACCAUGAACAGCUGCUUACCACCUUGUCAUAGGGGGUGGUUGAAACAGAUCAAAAUGAAGUUAGCCUAAAACCCAGGAUUUUGUCCUCAUUAAGUUUGCAGUUGGCCAGUUCCAAUCUUCUUUUGCAAUGUAAUAAAUGAUUUUACUGCA